Molecule: messenger RNA, 1117 nt
Organism: Zootermopsis nevadensis
Lineage: Eukaryota; Metazoa; Arthropoda; Insecta; Blattodea; Termopsidae
Product: mannose-P-dolichol utilization defect 1 protein homolog
Biological process (GO): oligosaccharide biosynthetic process
Source: RefSeq, a predicted model, not a curated record
CAACUAUUUAUGUGUCACGUUGGCAAUCUGUCUGCUGCAGGUGUGCUGGUUUUCAUUGAAUAACAUGGCAGACAUAAUCAGUCGUUUAUUUCUGUUAGUGCUUUCGCAACAUUGUUAUGAUGAAUUCUUCAUUAAUUUUAACUUCUUUGAUGGACCAUGUUUGACAGCAACAUUAAGCAAAGUUUUAGGACUGGGUAUUGUGGCUGGCUCUAUAAUGGUUAAAGUGCCCCAGAUCACCAAAAUACUUGGGAACAAAACCGCAGAAGGCAUCAAUAUUCUCAGCGUAGUCCUUGAUCUCUUCGCCAUCACUUCUAAUAUGGCGUACAAUGUCAUAAAAGGUUUUCCUUUUAGUGCCUGGGGUGAGGGCUUCUUCCUGGCUUCACAAACAGCGGUCAUUGGUGCCCUUGUUCUCUUCUUCGGACGUUCACUGAAAGAAGCCUUGCUGUUCACCAUUUCCUACUUGGCAGUCUGCGUUAUCCUCAUGGGAGGUUAUACGUCUGUCAGCGUCCUGUGGUCACUGCAGGCCGUGAAUGUCCCCGUAAUUGUUGUUAGUAAGUUGAUUCAAGCAUUCACGAACUACAAGAAUCAGAGUACGGGCCAACUCUCGGCCGUCACAUGUUUCAUGCUGUUCUUUGGUGCACUGACUCGUAUCUUCACGACGAUACAGGAGACUGGCGAUGGAAUUCUCCUGUUUACCUUCGUCUGUACAUCGGCACUGAAUGGCCUCAUCGCCGGGCAGAUCUUGUGGUACUGGAACUCUGACAAACUCAAGAAGAAGGAAUAGAUCAGAACACUGAUUGAAAACAACGAAUUUUGUUGUCAGGUGGUUUCAAGAGACAGGCCUUUACAUUUGUCACGAAUUCCUAUUGGCAUGCCUUCAUGUGUAUCCAGUAUGUAUUUGUUUAAAUAUAUUUCUUAGAAGAUUCUAGAUUUAUAUUAAUUUCUGUGUGCACUGCCAAUAUGAACUUUAAGGAGGGGAGUCAUUCAGCCAUUAAAUUCUAUUGCCAAUAUGUCAGAAUUAUAAGCACAGUUUACUACUACAUUCCAUUUGUACUCUAAUUGUUUCUAAAGUGUGUACAUAACAUGUGUGCAAUAGUAAAUGUUGAUAUUCGUUAUA